AUGUCUGUUAACGCACCGCCUAUUACGGCAACUGAUAGCCUUUCACAAGCUCUUAAGGCAAAUAUUAUACCAAACCAAGAAUAUUUAUUACAGGGUUCCGUGUUGGACUCAGCGGUGGAGGUACUACUACAUCGUCUCCGCGGCUUGUGUGACAACGUCGAUGCCGGUCCUGAAACGUUCGAUGAUCAGGAAGUCUGUUUUAGUUUACGAGAUCCUAAUCAACAGGCAGCACCUCUCAUGUUACGAGUCCGGAAAGCUCUUGAUGCAAGAGAUAUGCCAUUCCAGUUACGAUACAUAGGUCAGCCAGAUCUGGGUGAUAAGAAUAGACCAACGGUUGUGCGCUCCAGUCUCGAUAUAGCCUGCAGCGGCAUGCUGAUAGAGUUCCUCAAUGAAUUAGGAUGUAGAAUUGAAUUUGAAUACAGUGUUAAAGGAUACAUGUUCAGAAAAGGCAGGAUGAAGAUAACAGUAGCGAAGGUGUUCAAGAUAUCACAGAGUUCAAUGCCCCCGGAGCCAAUAUCACAGAGCUAUCUGGUGGAGUUAUCGGUGUUGGCACCUCAAGGGCAAGAUGCCAUCGGUGAAGACAUGAGAGCGUUCGCUGAUCAAUUGAGACCUUUAGUACAGUUGGACAAGAUUGAUUACAAACGACUCGGUCACAUGUCCCCGGCUUAA
This is a messenger RNA of Danaus chrysippus (African queen), 669 nucleotides long. Lineage: Eukaryota; Metazoa; Arthropoda; Insecta; Lepidoptera; Nymphalidae. The record is from the annotation of a GenBank genome assembly.